Bactrocera dorsalis (oriental fruit fly) is the source of this 3366-nucleotide messenger RNA. RefSeq lists its product as uncharacterized. Lineage: Eukaryota; Metazoa; Arthropoda; Insecta; Diptera; Tephritidae. Gene Ontology annotation, molecular function: nucleic acid binding. The record is from RefSeq and is a predicted model, not a curated record. The transcript has 3 exons. Gene Ontology annotation, biological process: DNA integration. The coding region runs from base 1 to 3366 and encodes 1121 amino acids.
AUGGAUACCGGUGCUUCUACGUCAUCAGCAUCAAAACCCAGCCAGGGUAGCAGUGCAUCAGCCGCCGUCAAUGUAGCCAGUGAUUUACCAGCCGCCCCUACAGCCACCGGAGCCACCACUCGAUCAUCGUCAGCCGCUGCCAUUGCGCGUCUGGAAAACGUGAUUGCGGCUCUACAAAAACGAAUAGCCAUGCUUGAGAUCAGUUUAUCGGCCUCUCAACCCCAGUCACGUGGUGAAACGCUCAACGUGGGUACAUCCAACAGUAAUGUCGCCGCCGAAGUUUCGUCGAGGAUAACAACACAAUUACCGGAAUCGCAGCAGCCAGCUAUUGCCAACUGUACAGUACCGUUGUCGCAACCUACCGAUAUCCGUUAUACGCCGCCGUUAUUUGCAGCAAGUACCACUGCUGCAAACCACAUGUACAGUUCAACUAUUUUUACGCCUUCGAUCCAUUCUAAUUCGACGACAAUGCCUACGUUUGUUAAUACGAGUACAAGUGUACACCAACAACUUGGUAUUUGCCACACCUUGCCGUUGCUAAUCCCAAAAAACCCGGAAAGCUACCUCUUGAAGGGUCCACAAGAAUAUCGCCCAUUGCCGUCGAUAUUAUUUCGUUUUCGUGAGGGCGCAGUUGCUGUAUGUGGAGACAUCAAGGAAAUGUUCCACCAAGUCCUUAUACGAGAAGAUGACAGAUGUGCACAGCGGUUUCUUUGGCGUGAUGGUGAUGCUACGCAACCGCCGGAUGUUUACGAAAUGUGCGUGAUGACGUUUGGCGCUGCUUGUUCACCAUGUGCUGCAAAUUAUGUAAAAAAAGUUAACGCGUUGGAGCACCAAGAUGAACAUGGAACCACGGCCCUUGCAGUAAAAGCAAUAUUGGACCACCAUUAUGUCGAUGACUUCGUUGAUAGCUUCAGUUCGGAAGUGGAAGCGAUUUCCGUGUCAGAGCAGGUCCGAGCGAUUCAUAUGGAUGCUGGGUUCGAGCUUCGCAACUUCACAUCCAAUUCUUCGAAAGUGUUAGCCGCGCUUGGUGGUACUGAUGUUACACGAUCGAUUGGUAAAAAAGAAGGUUUCGUUGGUGAGAAGGUACUAGGCUUGUUUUGGCAGCCAUCAUCAGAUUGUUUUGGCUUCAAACUAAAAUUUCUUAACGUUUCGGAAGCGGUUAUAAAUGGGGAGAGACGCCCUACUAAAAGAGAACUUAUAAGUAUCGUCAUGUCGAUUUUUGACCCUCUUGGGUUUCUAAGCCAUUUCGUCAUUGGAGCCAAGUUACUUAUGCGUGAGCUUUGGAAACACGAUGUCCACUGGAAUGACCCAUUGCCAAACGACGUAAACGCUGCUUGGACGAAGUGGCAUAAACAACUAACCGAGAUUGACAAGUAUGCCAUACCUCGUUACUAUUUCAGAAAUGGUGCACCUCAGGUACUUCAACUUCACAUAUUUGUUGAUGCUAGUGAAGAUGCCUUCGCCGCCGUUGCUUAUAUUCGAUCUCAAUUUAUAUCUGGUGAAUUUGAUGUUGCAUUCGUUUGUGCCAAGACAAAAUGUGCGCCAAUGAAAACCCUUACUGUGCCACGCCUCGAGCUUCAGGCAGCGGUUUUGGGCACUCGUCUUAUGCAGUGUAUCCGCGACGAACAUUCUCUGAACAUCAAAGAUUGUAUCCUGUGGAGUGACUCAAAAACGGUCAUCAAAUGGAUACAGAGUGAACAUCGUCGUUACAAGCCUUUCGUUCAGCAUAGGAUAGCAGAGAUAUUGGCUUCUACAAGCAUAUCAAAUUGGAGAUGGAUACCCACUAAGCACAAUGUAGCCGAUGAAGCGACGCGAGCAAAUGAUUGUACCAAUUUUAAUCCAACAGCACGUUGGUCACGGGGGCCCCCUUUCUUACGCCAGGAUGAGCAAGAAUGGCCUUCAGAAGACGUAACAGUUUCUGGAAAUGAUGAACCUGAUGAAGAGCUUCGGCCCAAAUACGCUUUAGUCAUCCCAAAUCAAUGUUAUGGUUUAACAGCCCAAGAAGUGGACAAUACUAAACGCCUUUUAUGCCGCAUAGUACAACGCGAAGUGUAUUCAGCAGAGUUUCAGUCUAUUGAAAAUGAUCACGACAUUGCCCACGACAGUACAUUGUUACAACUUUCACCAUAUAUAGACGAAGAAGGUGUUCUUCGAGUACAGGGACGCAUCGACGCCGCCAGCUGGCUUCCAAUCAGCACACGACGUCCUAUUAUUCUACCGCCUGAUCAUGCCUUCACAAAAUUAUUGGUGUUACAUCACCAUAGCGUUAUGUGCCACCAAAACAUUGAAGCUACUAUUGGUGAGAUCCGCCGUAAUUAUUGGGUGCCACGACUAAGAAGUGUGUUGCGCAACGUCAUCGCCAGUUGCAAUGUAUGCCGUUUGAAUAAAGCUACCCCGUCAGCGCCUUGGAUGGGACCGCUUCCGUCGGACAGACUUACUCCCUACGUACGCCCGUUUAGCUACACUGGCCUUGAUUACUUUGGCCCAGUCACUGUGACUGUUCGACGCAGUACGGAGAAGAGAUGGGUUGCGCUCUUUACGUGCCUUACAGUGAGAGCUGUGCACCUAGAACUGGCUCACGAUUUGAGUACUGACUCCUGUAUUAUUGCUUUACGUAAUUUUGUGAAUAGACGUGGUGCGCCCAUAAGGAUAAGGUCUGACAAUGGAAAGAAUUUCGUUGGCGCCGACCGAGAAGCAAAACGAUUUGCAGAAGUGUUCGACUGCGGUCGCUUACAAAGUGAAUUAUCACAGAAAAACAUCCAGUGGGUGUUUAAUUCCCCAUUUAACCCUUCGGAAGGUGGCGCGUGGGAGAGAAUGGUACAGUGCGUGAAGCGAGUUCUACGUCACACAUUAAAAGAAGUUUCACCAAGAGAGCAUACUCUGAUUAGUUUCCUGAUUGAAGCUGAGAACGUCGUUAACUCUCGCCCACUGACGCAUCUGCCUAUCACUGCCGAUCAAGAACAGCCUCUGACUCCUAACGAUUUCAUUCUGGGAGCAGACAACACGCCCGAGACUCCUAUAGCAGACGCUGACUUGGGAAACACUUGUAUGCUACACAAGCAGUGGCGCAUCGCUCGUCAAUUAAGGGAUCAUUUUUGGAAGAGAUGGAUUACUGAGUAUCUACCUACAUUGACUCGCCGUGUGAAAUGGUGCCGUAGAACGAAGCCAUUAAAAGAAGGAGAAUUGGUGUUUAUAUGCGAUCCUAACGUUCCACGACGAGAAUGGUGCCGCGGUAGAGUGGAGAAAAUAUACUUUGGGACUGAUGGCGAAGUACGACGAGCAGACAUACGAACUUCCACGGGAGUUAAACAGCGAGCAGUCUCAAAACUAGCCGUUCUGGACAUUGAUGGUGGUGAAUCUGGUUGA